AUGUCGGCCUCGACACCAUCUCAUACAGCAGAGGCCUCGUCGGCGGCCACUCCUGCCAUCAACGCAGCCUCGACAGCAGAGCAAACCUCGAACGCUUCCACCUCCGACGCACCCUACACCUCCAACAUCAAGCCUGCCCUCGUCAAUUCCACACCCAGAGCCUCCAACGCCAGCAGCACCAACCACGUCACCCAGCGUCCCAAGCGCGCCACCAUCGCCGACUCGGAACCCGACAUGCUCGAAAAGGGUCAAGCCAGCUCCACAAACGAUGACGGCUCUUAUGGUUCCUCCUCUGAUCCUGCCUUCUCAUCCGGCACCAGGAAGCGCACCGUCGACCGGGAUCAAUCUUCCAUCGGCGAAGGUCUCGGCGGUCCCUUUGCCGGUCCCCCUCGUCGAGCCACCAUGGACUCCAAAGCCACAAUGCGACGCUCCUUCAACGAGCUCUUCACUCCCGAACAUCGUCUCGGCAAACCUCCUGGCACUCUCGCCAGUCUCAAGAACAUCCUCUUUGGCUCCUUCCUCAACAUCCUCCUCGUCUUCAUCCCCGUCUCGUGGGCACUCCACUUCGCCCUAGACCAGAACGUCACCAAGAACGGCAUCGCCGUCUUUGUCACUUCCUUCCUCGCCAUCAUGCCUCUCGCCACCAUCCUCUCCCAGGCCACCGAAGAACUCUCGCUCAGAGUCGGCGAGACCAUCGGCGGUCUCAUCAACGCUUCCCUCGGCAACGCCGUCGAACUCAUCGUCGCCAUCGUCUCGCUCUUCAACUGCGAGCUCAUCGUCACCCAGACCUCGCUCCUCGGCUCCAUCCUCUCGAACCUCUUGCUGGUGCUCGGCACGUGUUUCUUUGUCGGUGGUCUUCGCGUCAAGGAGCAGGUGUUUCUGGAAGCGCCCGCUCAGCUCAACACGUCGCUCCUCAUGAUGGCCGUCAUCUCGCUCGUCAUCCCUUCGGCCUUCCAUGCCGUCCUCGGCAACCUCGAUAACACCGUCGAGCGUGCCGACAUUCUCAAGUUCAGCCGUGGCGUCUCCGUCUUGCUGCUGCUCAUCUACAUCGGUUUUCUGUAUUUCUCCCUCUCGUCGCACAAGGAGUUUUUCCAGGACGACAACGAAGAUGAGGAGGAGCAGCCCAACAUGAACAUGACCGGCGUCAUCAUCUCGCUCGUCGUUGUCACCUGUCUCAUCGGUGUUACGUCCGAAUGGCUCGUUACGGCGAUCAACUCGGUCACCUCGACGGGCGCCAUCACUCGCACCUGGAUCGGUUUGAUCUUGUUGCCGAUUGCCAGCAACGCCACUGAGCAUCUGGCAGCCGUCAUCUUUGCGUGGAAGAACAAGAUCCAGAUGGCCAGCUCCAUCGCCAUCGGCUCGUCCAUCCAGAUCGCCCUUUUCGUCAUCCCCUUGCUCGUCCUCAUCGCUUGGAUGGGAGGCAAACCUUUGACCCUCCUCUUCGACCCUUUCGCUACCAUCCUGCUGUUUUUGACCGUGCUCAUCGUCAACUUUGCCAUCGCCGACAACAGGUCGAAUUACCUCGAGGGGUUCGUGCUCAUCAUGGUGUAUCUCAUUGUCGCACUCACCGUCUGGUUCGUCCCCGACGACCUCGCCGACACGCUCUUUUCCGAUGAGUACUGCAAGACCGGUUGA
Molecule: messenger RNA, 1635 nt
Organism: Kalmanozyma brasiliensis GHG001
Lineage: Eukaryota; Fungi; Basidiomycota; Ustilaginomycetes; Ustilaginales
Product: Sodium/calcium exchanger membrane region
Exons: 1
Coding region: 1-1635 (544 amino acids)
Biological process (GO): calcium ion transmembrane transport; intracellular calcium ion homeostasis
Cellular component (GO): fungal-type vacuole membrane
Molecular function (GO): calcium:proton antiporter activity
Source: RefSeq, a predicted model, not a curated record